ACAGCAUCCAUCCAGACACGCACCCCCAACAUCACCCUGCGUCUAUCCAUCCAUACCGGUGGAAUCAGGCGGAUCUACCGGCGUGUUUCAUCCUGUGUAUCGGUCCACAUCCCCCGACCGGACCGGACCGGACCGGUGCCCUUUCAAACCACGAGCAGAUCAAUUCUCAUUGGUCCCGAUGGUUGUGAGGGCCCGCCUUCGCCAUCUCGCAAACAAUCCGCACAAGAGAGAUGUGACAUCCAAUCACAUGCUGCUAUUUCUGCCUUCUGGAGCUUUUAGGACACAAGCCACACCCAGAUAGAUGGAGGAGAGAGAGCGGAGCAGGAGUCGAUCUCCGCGGAGGGUGGGUCGGGUGGAGCAGGUGGUGGGAAAAUGGCUGCGGCGCUCCCGGGACUCGCUCAGCAGAGAGCGUAUUCUGGGGGUCAUUAGGGCGCGCUCAAGGGAGGCGGGACAGCAGAACUUCCCUGUGAAGGUGACCGUGAAGUUGAUCAGAGAUGAUUUACUGGACUCCCAUGGUUUUACUCUCUCUGCACAGCACCCCCUGCUGGUCAGGGACAUCACUCCAGGAGGUCCAGCAGAUGGUCAGCUCUUACCUGGAGACCAGAUCCUUAAAGUGAACAAUAAAGCUAUAGAGGAUCUUUCUCCAGAAAAUGCAGAACAAAUGAUUAGUGAGUGCCAGGACUCUGUAACCAUGACCAUCCUCAGACACGUGUCGAAUCCUAAGUCAUCAUUCAUGUCAGCAGAGAAGAGAGCUCGUCUGAGAAGAAAUCCUGUUAAAGUGCGCUUCGCAGAAGAGGUUGUCGUCAACGGACACACUCAGGGAAACUCUCUUCUCUUCCUGCCCAACGUUCUGAAGGUUUACCUGGAGAACGGCCAGACCAAAGCCUUCAAAUUUCACAAGACCACCACUGUCAAGGAUGUAGUGUUGACUCUAAAAGAGAAGCUUUCCAUUCGCUCAAUUGAGCAUUUCUCACUGGUGCUGGAACAGCAAUAUAACAACACCAAACUACUGUUACUGCACGAGGAAGAGCUUAUACAGAAGGUGGUGCAGAAGAAGGAUUCUUAUGACUACAGAUGUCUGUUUAGAGUCUGUUUUAUUCCCAGAGACGCAGUGGACCUCAUGCAGGAUGACCCGGUGGCUUUUGAGUACCUCUUCCAACAGAGUGUGGGAGAUGUGUUACAGGAGCGGUACGCCAUUGAGAUGAAAUGUAACACAGCGCUGAGACUCGCCACACUACACAUGCACGAGAAACUGGCAAGCUGCGGACAGACCACAAGAGCAUCUGUAAAGGCUGUUGUUAAGGAGUUUGGUUUAGAGAGUUUCAUCUCUCCCACAUUACUGAGGAACAUGAGAGAGAAAGACCUGCGCAAAGCUCUCAACCACCACAUGAAGAAGAUCCAAUCACUGCUGGAACCACAACAGAAGGUGAUCUCUGUGUCUCAGGCCCGGUUGGCUUAUCUGACACAGAUGGCAGAGCUGAUGUCAUACAGUGGGAGAAGCUACAACGCCACCAUGCUGCUACAGGACAGAGAGUCGUUGGUGAGUUUGCUGGUGGGAGCAAGAUACGGGAUCAGCCAGAUCCUAAACCACCAGCUCAACAUGAUUUCCACCAUCAUAGAUUUUCACUACAUCACCAGAAUAGAGGUGCUGGCAGAGUCUGACAGAGUCAGCAUGGUCAAGAUUUACCUACAGGACAUCCAGCCUAUAGCUGUAUUAAUGGAAUCUGUAGCAGCUAAAGAUUUGGCCUGUCUGCUGGCUGGAUACUGCAAAUUGCUAGUGGAUCCCAACAUCAACGUGUUCCGCUGGAGACCGAGACCUAAAAUGCGACGCAUUCUGGUGGAGGAAGGGUACAUAUCUCGAUGUGGCAGUGAUUCAGAAGACAGUUCAGAGGACGACUACGCCAUGGAGGGUCUGCUGGACACUCAGCUGUCAGAGGACACCAUGUCUAAUCAAACCAAUGAUGGCACGGAAGAUGGUGAGGAAACCGAGGGGAAAACUGAAGCUGAAACAGAGAGGGUGAGAGUGAUUGUAACGCAUCCCUAUUUAGAGGAUGAAGGAAGCGAGGCGGGCAAGAGCGAGUCUGUCGGGGAUGAGGAUUAUACAACAUCAAUGGAAGCAUUUUUGGAAACGGGUUGGUACACUGACCCUCGAGUCAAUAGCAGCUUCUCUAGCUUGUCUAGUAACUCGUUGAAUGCACUGGAGGAAAGUAUCAAAGCAGCCAUUGGUGGGCUUGGCAAAAAGGAUGACCCUCAGGAAGGGAAGCCCAGUUCUGGUACCACGAGUCUGGAUGUCCAUCAUCCAUACCUGCAGGAGGUGCCUAAGCGUUUCGUUCAAAAGGGCAAUUUAAACAAAUCUGUACGACUUUCUGACCUGUCCAAUGAUAAUCACUUAGAUCUACUCUACACUGACCUCUCCCAAUUGUCCGACAACAUGUUAAGUCCACCUGUGGCCAGCGAUGACGCAUUGAGUGAUAAUGAGGAGGACGAUGAAGAAGAAGUUGAAAGUGGGAAAUAUGGUCGCAUUUCCAGCAUGUCAGCAGAAUUUGAGGCUGUGUUAGCCUCUUGUAGCACCAACAGCAUCAAUGCAAAACUAGCAGGUGUGAAUUUUCAAGCACUCUUCGCAAGGAUUCACAACCAUCCAGCAUGUCGACAAGAGGGAAACAUCGUUCCACACAACCAGACAAAUGCAAAUGAAGUUAAACGACAGGGACCGUCUUCAAAGAUAGCAGCACAGGCUGGGCUGAGGAAAAUGGUGCCCUCAAAUCUCCUUCAAAAAGCAAAAGACACUAGAGACAGUGGCACAGAAUCUGAGGAGGAAUUUUUUGAUGCUCAAGAUCGAUUUACCCCUCCCAUUAAAGAGCAACGUCCCACAGAAAAUGGUUCUGAUUCAAAGAACAUCCAACCUGCUCGAAGUGACAUCAAGGUUUGUGUGGAAAAUACAAAGGAUCAUGAAUCCAAAGACAGCAGAAAGGAGGAAAAGAGAGUGGACAGCACCUCACUUAAUAUAGAGAACCACAAAGAGAAACCUUCUCUUGCUAACCAUAUCACCCAUAUAGGGUCUAAAAACACUGAAUUGGAGAUUUAUCAGCCCCCACUUAUUUUACCUCUCAAACCUACACCUGGGGAGCCUAAGCCUUUCACUGCUAACCACACCUCGAUUCAGAAAGCCCAGCACUCCAAGCUUCUGGAGAUGGAGCCAGACACUAUGGAGUUUAAACCAGUCAUUGGGCAUGGACCACCACUGUCAUCGUCACUAAUUACAGCAGUAUGGCAAGCUACAAUUCCACCACAGACCGUAGUAGACACAAAGACCCAAAAUUUACCCAGAUCGAAAAAUGAAAUAUCUGACCAUGCCCCAGUCUGUCUGGAAAAAAAGACUCCCCCAAAUCAUGUGCAUCCAAAAGGAAUUGACACUCAAGACAUUAAGCUAACUCAGAAAGAGACAAUGAAUACCAAAGGAAUGAAUGAACCUUGGAAAAUAAAAUCAGACAGCAGUGGUUCUCUACAGUCUCUUGAAAGUAGAAAACCAGAAAAUAAACCACCCCAGCUACAAACAAAGCCUCCAAUACCUCCCAAGCCUUCAUCCAUUAUUUUACAACAAUCCACAAUUACAGUUGAUGCCCUGGUGCAUAAACCUGAAGCCAAGAAAAAAUGUCCUCCUAAUGGUCUUUCCCUACACCCCUGGUCUCAGAGAAAUGGUACAACCCCACACACAACACUGAGUAAGGGUGUCUCUCUUAGUCACGAAAACCUAAAGACUGAACUAAAGGCUGAAAGCUCAACCAUCAAAAUUUUGAGUGCAUCAAACACGCCUACCCCUUCAUCCUUACCUUCCCCAUCUGUUCAAUCCAUAAGCACCCUUCCUGAAGAUCUAGCUCAAACUGGGACUAGUUUCCCCAAAAGAAAAGGCUCAUCUGGACGUCUGUCUGCCACAGCCUUGCGUGGGAAAAUUCAGGAAAUGCCCUGGUAUCUCACCCGUUCUCAAGAGAUCUUGGGGACAGUAGCACUCAGCAACACUAUGUCAUCAACAGACAACAAAGCAACCAAUGGAACAGAUGGGAAUCAUGAACCCAAGGAAUUAUCCCCCAAGGCCACUUCAGUGCCGUCUUUGAAUGACUGGAAAGAGAAAGAUGCUGAAGUUGUCAUUGUGAAGCUCAAAGAUGGACCAGAGGAAGUGACCCCAAUUCCUGUGAGAGACACCAAUGGAAAACCAGCAUUAUCAUCAAGCCAUUCUGACCUGCAGCAGAUAUUGUCUACAGAAGCCACGGAGUUGCACAGGCAAUUUGGAACCUGCAAGUCCGAACAACCUCAGUCUCAGAAAGGCAACCCUCCAGAGAUUAGACCUGAGAAUACAUCCUCUCUAUCCUCUACAAGUCCUUCUCAUCGUGAUGUAUGUGGUUGCCAUACAGUCUAUGCCAACUGUUUCAGUGGUGAUACGGAGGAUAAUUGUGGCUUUGAUGAUCUCACUGUGUAUGAGUUCUCCUGUCGAAACCAGAUCAGUAAACCACCUCAACCCAACCCGGUUCCCUCCCAUUCUACUAUGUCUGCUCCCUCUUCAAAUAUCCUGUCCCUACUUAGAGAUUCACCUCGUCCUCUGUCCAUGUCCUCAGAACUCAGUCCACUCCUGAUCCCACCCAGGCCUCUCGAAUCUCUACCUCUGGACAACGGCCCCAUAGAUAAUCCACUCUGCACCCUGCAGGGCCGCCGUUAUGUUACCGGUCAAAAGGGUGCAAGGCUCAAAGAUGGCUAUGUCUCUUUGCAGCAAGACAUUAAUGAACUUCUUUUGUUGUUGAAGAAAGGACCCUCCAAUAUAUACCCUCCAAGUAACAAGGGGCAGUGUGAAAAUGGCAAUGGGGUGGAUGGGUACUCACUUUCAGAGAUGGAGCGAUGCCUGGUUCAAGCCGAGGCCCGGAGGCUGGCGUCAGGAUGUCAGAGGGCUACACGGGUAGGCUGGGCGCCUGACGAUGCUCUUUUGUCACUCUGUAACAGCUUUGGAGCACUGGUGCAGCUGGCCUCCACUUGCAUGCGAGUUCCCUGUUCGGACUGUGGAUGUUCUCAUGGUGACAUUGAUGCGGAUGAGGCCCUUGGGAAGCUUGAGGAGAUUGUGGACCUGUAUAAGGAGUUUGUGGCCGCUGUAGAAACAGCGAGAGAGGGCGAGGGUGUCAGGCUGUUGGCAAAGCAGUGUACGGUUCUUAUUUCUACAGUCUUCUCCCUCACUCAACUAUUUAGAACAAGGACGCCAGACAUAGAUAAUGGAAAUGUACCUCUGAACUUUUAAGCUUUACCUUCCAGCUUGCUCUCAAAUGGAAACUGGACCAUCGCGUGGGAUCACUGACUUGUAUUUUCAAAACUGGCAAUGAUUUUCGAGUAUCUAAAAACUGAUUGUGUGCUGGCACACAAGAAUAAUAGUAAGUGCCGUGAGCAUACACAAGUUAAAAAAAUAACUAGAGAGAAUUGCUAUGCGUUGAUCUGUUUGUCUUGCCAAGUCCCCCUAUAACCGUACUGGAAUAAUGCAUUCAAACAUCUCCAUUUUCUAACUGUUCUUUAAUUCCCAAUGUAUGUACAGUCUGUAGUAUGUAUGUAUGUAUGUAUUUAUUUUUUACUUACAGUAUAUGCACCGUGGUUUCUAACCUACCUGCAUUUUGUUUUGUGUUUUAAUUUUGUGUAUGCAAAUCCCUAACUCUUACUCUAAUAACCAUGAGACCCGAGUUAAACAGUGUUAUGUACCUUCACUCGUUUUCACAUUUAGUUUAGUUGCUCUUUACAGAUUGAAUUGAUAUUGAAUGGAAAUCUUACAGACACUUAUUUAAGGGCGCUUACACACAAGAUAAGAUUCAUUUUGAGGCUGUUAAAAGACCUGGGUCAGUUUGACGUCAAUUAGACAGCGAAUUCAAUUUCCGAAAAUACAACUGGACUUGCCUCUGAAAUUCUUAUUGUUCAAUGGCGAAGCAAUUAUUCCUGUAUCAGAAAAAGUUAAAAUUUUAGGAACUUUUGGUUGCUGUUAUGUCCUUGUGCUACACCAUCCUCCAUGAAAUCUAUGGGUUGGCAGCAUUCUCUAUAGCGCAGCGUAAAUUCUAGUGUGUAGGUGCCCUAACCCAUAACAAUGUGUACAACCAAAUAGAUGCUUGGAAUGACUUGGAGAAAACGAAAUAACCCAAAUACUUAUGCAGUAACUUUUCACCAGAGUAUGCAAAGGACUUGUUUAUAAUUUUGUUUGCAAUAUGUCUGUAGAAUGAGAGAUGGCAAUAGAAGUGUGGACGUUUAAAUUAUUUUUUUUUUAACCUGUAUGUCACUGUCAAGUUUGGCAUUUGAUGCAAGUUUUUAUAUUGGCUGACUGUUAUCCACAGAGAUCGGUGUGGUCCAAAGAGGUAAUAGCACAUUUAAGGUGUGUUUACUCAACAACUCACCAUGUAACUGUAGCACCCUUUAUCUUAACCCAGUGAUAGCCAAACCACACAAUUUCUCACUUCUCUUUCAUGUUUGACUAUGCAAGUGUCACAGUUUGUAUUGGAAAUUUUCCACAUAUACUUUCUUACAUUUUAUACAUAUGACCAAUUUUGUUGUUGUUGAGGAUAGAUGAUUUCCCUGACAAGCCUGCGCCUUAUCAUUUAUCUUGGAGGACCUUUUGUUAAAUUGCAUAUUUAUGCAAAUGCAGCAUAUAUUUCUCGUAAUUUGUCUACUGUAUUUCAGAGAAAAAUGGUUUGGUUGAAAAGGUUUUCCUUUAACUUCUGUAAAUGGUGUACAACACCAAUGUUCUAAUACUCUAAAUGCUCUAGUCAUUAGUGUAAAUCGUAUUUGAGUAUGGCCCAUUGAACCAUGAGCAUUCUGAAAUGUGUCAACGCAAUUCUAGCGUAAGUACACGUUGCUACAAGAGACAUUGUAGAGGUAAUUUUUAUAAACUGUCUUCUACUGUCUGUUUUCUCUAUCAGGUAAACUUCUGUCAUAGUAGAGAAACAGUUUGAAGCAAAUUUUGUUUAUAUCUGUAGCAACCUGAAUUUGAAGGUAACUCUAUCGCCCCCUUGGGUAUGGAGUUUUGUUACCAUCAUACCAACGCAAGAAUGCACAUGGUUUUUACAGUGCAACAGAACUGCAUGCUUGCAAUGCAUUGGUCAAGCAUACUUGCAUAGGACAUGCUUCUGGACUAAGAAUGCUAUUUUCGGAUUUGGCUAUCAUACAAUGGUUUAUAGAUCUACACUCUCAUUUGGAACACUCGAGCUGUAGUGUUUCAUGUUUUAAAUCAGAUUUAGCAAGUAUAUGUUUGAAAUAAGCUCCCCUCUGCUCCUGAUCUGAGACCAGUGUUUUGCUUUUUCUGGUCAAAAGACAGAUUUUACCCAGAACAUGUAAUUCAUUAAAUCGUCCAGAUCACAUGACCGAUUUGAGGUCAGUAGAUGAUGACAUCCAGAUGUGAUGUUCCAUUCUGAGUAACUCGACAUUAAAUAAUUACUUCCGUAUGGCAGCAAUAUUAGACACACACCCCACAAACACACACACACUGCCAGAUUGUGUUUAUCAUCAAGUCAGUCAGAUGGCAAGUUUAAAUCAAGAAAAAAUAAAUAAAGCUACAUUUUGUGCAAAAUGUGCAAAUAAAAAAAGGGUUUUAAAGCUAACAUAAAAGUCUAAGAACUAGACCUGUUUUAGGUACUAAAAGCCAGUACCCAUUCCCCUCUCUAAACAUUAGGGGCCAGAGUUUUGUUGCAAUCGAGCAGUGCUAGCAACCUUGUCCCAUGUGCUUCAAAUGCUUGUCGUCCAUCUUGUCUUCCCCCCUUUAAUGCAGCUGGCUUAAAUACACGAUUUUCUCACCCCAACUAAUUAUCUAAAAUAAAAUUAACCCUCACCUCACUCUUAAAUACAAUAUAAUUGAUAAAAUACAUAAGAACAAAAUGAGAAUUAAACCAUACAGUAGCAUGGAUAAAACAUUUGCACAAUAAAACCUCAAUAAAUAUUGUACAUUAUGAGUAAAACAAGAAAAAAGUCCUUUAGACACAUUCAAAUCCUGUGAUGGAGACCGACUCGCAGGCUCUCCAUUACAUAUUUACAGCCCGGGAACUUGUGGAUGGAAUCUAUUAUUCAGUUAUUUAGUAGCACACCAUAAAUGAUUACAACAGACUCAAACUAUCAGAGAACAAACAUGUUUCUUUAUGAAAACAUCCUGUAAAAUGAAGGUUCAAAGAAUGAGAUCAAAUGAAGUGCCAUGGCAACUGUAGCAAAUAUGAAGCAAAAAACAAACGGCUUGUAUGGACCAUGUGUAUUAAGACAAUGUAUGGAGGCAUUUGAAGGUGCACAGACGGCACGAUAAAAGCUUACCUGUGGCUGAAUGUGAAUAUGAAGGCAAACAUCUCUUAAGGAUAAAAUGAGAAGGGACAAUCAAGAAUGUUUUGCAUUCCCUCUACUGUGUUCAUGAUAAUAAAAGUUUGAUUUUGAAU
Xyrauchen texanus (razorback sucker) is the source of this 8423-nucleotide messenger RNA. RefSeq names its product FERM and PDZ domain-containing protein 4-like. The record is from RefSeq and is a predicted model, not a curated record. The coding region runs from base 302 to 5278 and encodes 1658 amino acids. Gene Ontology annotation, cellular component: cytoskeleton. Lineage: Eukaryota; Metazoa; Chordata; Actinopteri; Cypriniformes; Catostomidae. The transcript has 17 exons. Gene Ontology annotation, molecular function: protein binding.